Eurytemora carolleeae is the source of this 1340-nucleotide messenger RNA. RefSeq names its product trafficking protein particle complex subunit 4-like (gene Trs23). Gene Ontology annotation, biological process: endoplasmic reticulum to Golgi vesicle-mediated transport. Bases 47 to 694 code for a protein of 215 amino acids. The transcript is spliced from 5 exons. Gene Ontology annotation, cellular component: TRAPP complex. The record is from RefSeq and is a predicted model, not a curated record. Lineage: Eukaryota; Metazoa; Arthropoda; Copepoda; Calanoida; Temoridae.
UACAUUUGCAUGAUCUGUGAUAUUUCAGAUUGACUAGAAUGUAAAGAUGGGUAUUUAUCAUAUAUUUAUUGUGAGUAAAUCCGGUGGUCUCAUAUUCAACUACGAUCAUAAUAUUCCACAGCUAGAGAAUGAAAAGACUUACAGUUAUCCGUUGGAUAUAAAGCUGAAGUUUGAAAAUAAGCGCGUUACUGUUGCUUUCGGAGAACGGGACGGAAUAUGCAUGGGUCACGUGCUCAUGACGGUCAAUGGGCAGGCACUUAACUACGAUAAGCUCCCAGAUGGUACUGGGAUAUUGGAGUUUCUUGAAAACAAGGAUAAUUUCCCUGUGAACCUGAAGUUUGGAAGAGCGAAGAUAACGACGAAUGAGAAGAUUGUCCUGGCGAGCAUGUUCUAUCCUCUCUACGCCCUCGCAGUUCAGCUUAGUCCGGAGCAGGGCUCUUCUGGCAUUCUUGAGCUAGAGUCUGAUACUUUUAAACUCCAUUGUACACAAACAUUAACGGGGAUCAAAUUCAUCAUUGUUGCAGAUCUUAAACAGGCUGGUAUAGAUCAGCUGAUGGAUAAGGUGUAUGAACUCUACGCAGACUUUGCUUUGAAGAAUCCCUUCUACUCCCUCGAGAUGCCAAUCAGGGCAGACUUGUUUGAACAAAAUUUACAAGUAGCGAUAGAUCAGAUCGAGAAAACUGGUUUUAUCUAAAUAUGUAGAAAAAAUAAAGAAAGAAUGUUUCUUAAGUAUUCUGUACUGGAUUUUGCUAAAUGUAUUUAAAUCUGAUGUCUUUUAGCCUACCCAAAGUAAAUAAAAUACCAUGUGAUGAUGUUUAUAUUACAAAAUAACCGUUUCAGUUUUUAAAUAAACUGGAUUUAUUAAUUAUGUUGUUAGUUAAUAUACUUGGCAUUCCUGAUUUGUUUUGUGUUGUCUGAUAAUAGUAUUUUUGUGAAGGGUUACCUCCGAAAGGAUGAAACUUUAACUUUAACAACUCAAAAUUUAUUGAGUCUUUUUAUUUCAUUAAGUACGCCAAAUUAAAUAAGACUUAAUUCAUAUUCAAUUCAUUCAUGUCAUGUUUUUAAUGAGUUUCAGUUCAGGCCGUCAUUAGAGUCUGUGGCCGGUAACCUUUUAUAAUGAAUAAGAAAAAUAUUAGUUUAAAAAUUGAAAUAUUGAAUCAUGAUCAUAAUAUUUGUUUAAAUAAUCAUGAAUCAAUCCCUGAAAUGAUAGUGAUCUCUCCCAAUUUAUUUGUGAUUAAUAGACCAAUAGUUGUUCCUUUCUUGAAAUUGAUCUUUUGAAAUUCCGUAUGAUAAAUGUAAUUGUAAUGUGAGAAUAUGUUAAAUAAAUAAAACUAAAUUAA